CUCAGACACACUCAGAGAGGUAUCGUCUCCUCCACUUUGUGCUGCGUAUAUCUCAUUUCUUUUGGAAGUUUUACUAUGUGUGUUUCUUCAUUAUCUUCUGGCAUGGUUAGAAGAUGAUCAUCUGGGUCUAACAAUCACUGCCAGGAUAUCUGAGAGGAACUGUUGAAUUUAUCGGAUAAGUAGGAGAGAAGGAAACCAGGGUCUGCGGGGGAGAGGAUUUACAGCCAGGAGCAAAGUGGAGAUAAAGGAUCGGCUUGGGCUUUAUUAUUGCAGAGGGAAAAUAAAUGGCUCACUAUUCUUUAACUCAGAAUCACACUACAGGGCUAGAGGACCACUGCAAUGUGCCAAAUAACAACACAUACAAAGUCUUGUCCUGGGUGAUGGCUGGAGAAUUCAUUCUGGGUCUACCUCUUAACCUCUCGGUGCUCUACAUCUUCAUCUUCAGGUUCAAAUUCUGGAAGAACAACAGUGUGUUCCUCUUCAACAUUGUGGUUGCUGAUUUUCUGCUGGUGGCCUGCCUUCCUUUUAAGAUCCACCACUAUCAGAAUCAGGUCAGGCGCAGCGAAAAUGAGACGGUUUGCACCCUGAUGCUCUUCAUGCUGUUUCUCAAUCGAGGGGCCAGCAUCGCCUUCCUCAUCACGCUGUCUCUGGACCGCUACUUCAGCGUGGUCCACCUUGGGAGGAGAAACUGUGUCAAGGUGUUUAAGAAGUCUCCCCUGAUCUCCGUGCUUAUAUGGGUGUUCUUACUGCCGCUUACCAUCCCCACGUUGGUAAGAAGCUUUGAUUGCUGCAACAGCCUUGGCCGAAAUAUUAGUGAUACUUCGGAAAAAUUGACAGACGCCUUUAGAGAGUUUGUCUUCUUCUCUCAGAUCAUUAUCCCAUUCGGCAUCUUGGUUUACUGCACAACUCGAAUCGUCAGUCGACUAAAGAGGAAGACGGUUGGGGAUAAGGCCAAGCUGAGGAGAGCUGUGUUUGCUGUUCUUUCUGUCGCCGUCGUCUUCUCCGUUUGCUUCCUGCCCAGCACAAUAGCACGAGCGGUGUUAUUGAUAGUACGACGGCAGAAAGACUCGCAAAAGACAGAGGACAUAGUGGUCCAAGUGUUCGACACUCUCAUGGUUUUGUCCUACCUCGACUGCUUGCUGGACCCACUGGUUUACUGCUUUUGUAACUCAGGGUUUAAGGUUGCUUACAUAUCUACUUUCUUCCCUCCGGUACUUAAGAACAGACUACUGAAACCCGCCUCUUACGUGCCAACAACUACGACCACAACUCUUAACUCGGCAUCUAAAAUCAUUCCCUUACAAGUAGUGCAAAAAUGAUCAUUUCAUUGUAUACGUAUCUCAAAAAGUGGGAAAUUGCUGUUCCACCCAUGCAGGUGCUUUCUGAGAAGCAAAGCUUUAAGCAUAAAGAGAAAAAAAAUAAUGACCACAACCCAUAUUUAUCUUAAACAAAAGUUGUUUUUAAGUUAAAGUUGUGGAAAAGCAAGUCAUACAGCACAUUUCAGGAAAGUGACCUAUUUCUAUAAAAGUGAAAUUGCUCAUUUUAAGUAAGGAAAAUUAUCUUUACUUUUCAGAAAAUGAACUUUCAAGUUCGAGGAAAGGAUGUUUUUUUAGAAACAUUACUUUAUUUCAAAACAAGAAAAAAUAAGACUUAUGUUUCAGGAUAUAAACUUUUAAAUUCCACUAAAGAAAAACUCUGGAUAUCACCUUUUAGUGAAAAAUAACUUCUCAAUUUUGAGGAAAAUAGGAAAAAAGAAAGCUUAUAGUGACAGAUACACAACCUGUUAUAUCUCAGAAAGUAACCUACAAGUUUUAGAAAAGACAACUGUGCAUUUCAGAAAUUAACUGUUAGAAACUUAACCAUUAAAGUUCAGAGAAAGUCCCCAUUAAGUUCCAAAAAAGUGACAUAACCACACAACCUGUGAAUUUUAGAAAAGUAAUCUCCAGCAGGGACUGAAAAUUGACUUCUGAGUUCAUGAAGGUUAGGAAAGUUACCAGUAGGAGCUAGCAGAGCUCCAUAUAUCUGUAAGGAAUGUUUCAGGGAAUAAACCUGAUAAAAAGGUUAAAUAACCUGUAAGGUUUUGACUUGUUUCAGGCUUUGCAUUACUUAAAUCCAGGUUUGACUAUUUUAGGAACAAUUUUGUUUUGUUGUCUGGUUAGACCUAUCUGGUCUACUUUGUUCUUUCUUUGUUUUGCUGCAUGUUGCGUGGCUGAAUAAUUGUAUAUAUAUAUAUAUUGUAUAUACGUAUGUAUGCAUUAGCACUUAUAUUUAUUUGUAUUUGGUUCAAACCAGGGGUGAAGCAGCUAAGAAUGUUUAAUCUUCAUGUCAAAGAGCCCAGCUUAGUAUUUAAAUGCUGCUAAAACUUGAACUUUUUCCCUAUUACUGUAUGUUGUCUCCAUUUGCAGGGCUUUAAACAGACUUCGCCUUUUCUGUUUCAAUUCACAAGCCUUCCAGUCGCUUUAUUUGACUAUUGCCAUUAAACCUGUUGUUGAAUCUGUUUAAUUUGUCAGCCACAACUAUAAAAAUGUAAGACCAGGAAUU
Messenger RNA from Cyprinodon variegatus (sheepshead minnow), 2541 nucleotides. Its product is annotated as hydroxycarboxylic acid receptor 2-like. The transcript has 3 exons. Bases 285 to 1319 code for a protein of 344 amino acids. Gene Ontology annotation, biological process: G protein-coupled receptor signaling pathway. Gene Ontology annotation, molecular function: G protein-coupled receptor activity. Lineage: Eukaryota; Metazoa; Chordata; Actinopteri; Cyprinodontiformes; Cyprinodontidae. The record is from RefSeq and is a predicted model, not a curated record. Gene Ontology annotation, cellular component: membrane.